Messenger RNA from Marmota monax (woodchuck), 1564 nucleotides. It is a transcript of the gene Tmem219, whose product is annotated as transmembrane protein 219. The transcript has 6 exons. The record is from RefSeq and is a predicted model, not a curated record. Bases 375 to 1181 code for a protein of 268 amino acids. NCBI's taxonomy places the organism in Eukaryota, Metazoa, Chordata, Mammalia, Rodentia, Sciuridae.
GGGGGCUUUGGGGAGGAGGGGAGGCCCAGGUGCCCCACCAGCCGCUGACCCCAAGGCUCUGCCCUCCCCCCUCCUGUUUUUCCCUUUCCAGAAAUGCCUGGACGGGUUGCUGGGCAGGAGCUGAGCAUUGGUGACACCUGCGUUUCCGUGGCUCCCUCCUUCUUCCUCCACCCCAUACAUUUAACUCCUCGACUUCCAGAUGUUCUUUCCCAUCGGGCUGUCGCUUCUUGUGCGGAACAGAGUACUUUACUUGGAAGCAGGAGACAGGAGACCAGUUGCAGACGCUGGCCCUACCACUUCUAUGUUAAAGUCCUAGAGCUUCAGUUUCUUCCACAAUAUUCUAGCCUUGUCUCAUCUGGUUUUUGAAGAUCAGUAUGGCAGAGAAAGGAAACAGACAUCUGUUGAGUACCUGCGUGGCGAAGCUCUCCGCAGAGGUCCAUACCCCUCUGCUCCCCAUGGGCAGCUGCCAGGCAGGGCACAACUUGCAUCUCUUUCUGGUCCACCACCCACCUCUGGUUUGUGCCACUUUGAUCCUGCUGCUUCUUGGCCUCUCGGGCUUGGGCCUUGGUGGCUACCUCCUUACCCACAGGACUGGCCUGCGCAGCCCUGACAUCCCUCAGGACUGGGUUUCCUUUUUGAGAUCUUUUGGACAGAUGACCCUGUGCCCCAUGAAUGGGACAGUCACAGGGAAGUGGCCAGGGUCUCACGUCGUGGGCUUACUGACCACCUUGAACUUCGGAGAUGGUCCAGACAGGAACAACAAGACCCAGACAUUCCAAGCAAAGAUUCCGGGUAGUCAGAUAGGAUUGAAAGGAUCUUCUGCGGGAGAGCUGAUCCUCAUCACAGCCAGAGUGACCACAGAGAGGACUCCAGGAACCUGUCUAUAUUUUAGCACUGUUCCAGGAAUCCUGCCCUCCAGCCAGCCACCCAUAUCCUGCUCAGAAGAGGGAGCAGGAAAUUCCACCCUGAGUCCUAAGAUGGGUGAGGAGUGUGUCAGAGUCUGGAGCCACGAGGGCCUUGUGCUCACCAAGCUGCUCACCUCAGAAGAGCUGGCUCUGUGUGGUUCCAGGCUGCUGGUCUUGGGCUUCUUCCUGCUUCUCCUCUGUGGCCUUCUCUGCUGUGUCACUGCUGUGUGCUUCCACCCGCGCCGGGAGUCCCACUGGUCUAGAACCCGGCUCUGAGGGCACUGGCCUAGUUCCUGCCUUGUUCUCAGGUGUGAAUCAACUUCUUGGGCCUUGAUUCUGACUCAGAAGAGACCUUACAAAAAGUGAAGAGCUAGAAUUUGGGAGAAAAUAAAAGGCUUUUUUUUUUUUUUCCUGCCCAGUGUGGCCUAAAGUGUUUAUUGGGGAUUGGAAUUGAGGUAGGAAUUUUAUAGUAAACAGGCAUGGGAGGUUUGGAGGGACUUUUCCCUGUUGACUCUUGAGUUUGGGAUACAGGUUCGCAUAGAACAUAUACACAACUCUUUCCAGGUUGUGACUUGGCUUUGGAAAACACCUGAUUUUGAUCCUAGCUCUGCCAUUUUUAUGCCUUUCUUCCAUGAAAUAAAAUUGAUAAUUACAGCUGG